AUGACUGCUUAUAGAUUUUUUAGAGAUAGUUUUUGGGGAGUUUUGAUUAAUAGACUUUCAAAACAUAAAUUGGCUCCUCAAAAGGAAGAAUACCCUGAUUAUAUUGUUCCAGAGAAAUAUUAUGGGAAUGAAAAAAUAGUUGAUGAUGAUUUGAAAAAUAAAGAGUUUACUACUCCUGGUGAAGAUUCUCAGCAAAUAAUCGUUACUUGGGAUGGCGAUGAUGAUCCUGAUAAUCCUUAUAAUUGGCCAUUACAUAAUAAGAUUUUCUUUAUGAUAAGUAUUUGUUUUGUUACUAUUUCAGUUUAUAUGGCUUCAGCAAUUUAUACUCCUGGGAUUGAGGAAAUUAUGGAAGAAUUUCAAAUUAGUCAAACUGUCGCUACUUUACCGCUUUCAUUAUUUGUUGUUGGAUAUGGUUUAGGUACUAAUAUUUUCAGUCCUCUUUCUGAAAAUGCAAGAUAUGGUAAGACUUCAAUUUAUAUAGUCACUUUAUUCAUUUUUUUCCUUUUCCAAAUUGGUGCUGCUGAAUCCAAAAACAUUGCUACUUUAUGUAUUUUAAGAUUCCUUGGUGGUUUUUUCGGUUCUCCUUGUUUGGCCACUGGUGGUGCUUCAAUGGGGGAUGUUUUGCACAUCAGUAAUUUGGUUAUUGGUAUUGCCACUUGGUCUUUGGCUGCUGUUUGUGGUCCUAGUAUUGGUCCUCUUAUUGGUGGGGCCUUGAUCAAUAGAUGGAACUGGAGAGCUCCAUUUUGGUUCAUGGCUAUCUUAUCCGGUUCAAGUUUCUUGAUUUUGGGAUUUUUAUUACCAGAAAGUUAUGGUAAAACUUUAUUAUAUAGAAAAGCUAUUAGAUUGAGAGCUUUAACCGGUAAUGAAAAUAUCACUAGUGAAGGUGAAUUGGAAUUGAAAGGAAGAACUUCUCGUGAAAUUAUGUUGGAUAUCAUCUGGAGACCAAUUGAAGUGAUGAUUUUUGAACCAGUGGUUCUUUUAAUCAAUAUCUAUAUUGCCUUGGUCUAUUCAAUCAUGUACGUUUGGUUUGAAGCUUUCCCCAUGCUUUAUACUCAAGUUUAUCAUUUCACCAUUGUUGAAAUGGGUGCUGCUUUCUUAUCAAUUUGUAUUGGUAUUGCUAUUGGUGCUGCUUUUUACAUUCCAAUUAUCAGAAGACAGUUUACUUUACCAUUCAAAGCUGGUAAACCAAUUGCUCCAGAAGUCUUCUUACCAAUGGCAAUUGUUGGUAGUAUCUUAAUGCCUUGUGGAUUAAUCAUAUUUGCUUGGACAAGUAGUCCUAAAGUUCACUGGAUUGGUUCAUUAAUUGGUGCAGGUAUUUUUGCUUGUGGUGCAUUCUUGGUUUUCCAAACCUUAUUUAACUACUUAUCAUUCAGUUUCACCAGAUAUUUGGCUUCUGUUUUUGCCAGUAAUAAUUUAAUGAGAUCAAAUACUGCUGCAUUUUUCCCAAUUAUUGGUAAAUUUUUAUUCGGUAAUUUGUCCACUCCUAAUUACCCGGUUGCUUGGGGUACUAUGAUUUUAGCAUUUAUUUCUAUGGCCAUGAUUUUAAUCCCGGUAUUAUUUUACUUGAAUGGUCCUAAAUUACGUGCUAGAUCCAAAUAUGCCAAUUAA
Molecule: messenger RNA, 1608 nt
Organism: Hyphopichia burtonii NRRL Y-1933
Lineage: Eukaryota; Fungi; Ascomycota; Pichiomycetes; Serinales; Debaryomycetaceae
Product: MFS transporter
Exons: 2
Coding region: 1-1608 (535 amino acids)
Biological process (GO): xenobiotic detoxification by transmembrane export across the plasma membrane
Cellular component (GO): membrane
Molecular function (GO): fluconazole transmembrane transporter activity; xenobiotic transmembrane transporter activity
Source: RefSeq, a predicted model, not a curated record